UUCAGGUACAUCAGCACAAUGUGGUGGUGAUGAAAAGUUUCCCAGAAUGCUGGUUAUUGAAGAAAGGAUGUUGGUAACAAUCUGUAAGGUAAUAUCUUUCUUCUGUGUAAAGCAAAACUUACCCAGAAUAUCCAGAAGAGGGGAAAUAAAAUUAUUGAGAGGAUAGAAAAUAGAAUAAAUGGCCACCCAGAGUAAAUAUAUGAACCAAACCCUUCCUCUGAAAACAACUAUAAAGGCUGGAUAAAAUACAAAAAACAAGCAAACAGGGUUUCAGCUCUCACCGCGAUUGUCGGUGGAGGCAGGGCUUGUGCAGCACCUGGAGUGGGGGUUCUAGAUCCCAGCCGCGAGGUGAAGAUGAGGAACCUGGGGCCAUGAGAGGUGAAAUUAUGUUAUCCAAGUCACACAGCUAAUUAAGUAGCAGAACUGGGAUUAGAACUCAGGUUUCCUGCCUCCCAAGAUUGUUAGAAUGAACCUACAGAAGCAAACACCCAGUGACUUCUUAAAGCAAAUUAUAGGAAGGCCAGUUGUGGUAAAAUUAAAUUCUGGCGUGGAUUAUCAAGGGGUCCUGGCUUGCCUGGAUGGCUACAUGAAUAUAGCCCUGGAGCAGAUGGAAGAAUAUGUAAAUGGACAACUGAAGAAUAAGUAUGGGGAUGCAUUUAUCUGAGGAAACAAUGUGCUGUACCUAAAUACACAGAAGAGAAGGAUGUGAAGACACCAGAGAAGCAAUACUUUUCAUACUUGGAUUUAUUUUGUAUGAAAUGUGUUUUUAAAAGAUUUUUUUAGCUCUUUUGUUACCUAACUUGUUCUGUUUUCAUAAUGGUGACUUUUUUCACUGAUGUGGGGGUAAGAUAAAUGUAUACAGUUGUUGGAUUUAAUUGUAAAGAGUUCUUUCACAUUUAAGUUUCAGUGAUUUUCUUUGACCUCUAUGCCAGUGUAAAGAAGGCAAAAAGAAUUUUCAAAAGAUAGAAAGUCUUUUUUCCUACAAGAUUCUUUAACUUAAAUUUGCUUUGCUUUAUUUGGCUGAUUAAAAUGAUACAUCUAAUGGACUUAUAAUUAAAACUUUUCAGAGGUGUACAACAACAAAAAAACAAAACAACAACAAAAAAAACGAGCAGUCUGAAUGUAUCAGUAACCAAGGCAGCCAGGUUAUAAGCGCUAAAGACGCCAAACAGAAGAGAAGUGCAUUGAAGUGAAAUCCACCAUUUUCUCUGCUUUCUCCCUUAAUACAUUUCUGAUUUGUAGCAGCUGGGAUCAGGGUCUUGUAGUGUAGACAGGAGAGAUGGAUUAGAGAUAGGGUCAGCCAGGAUUGCUGGGAUUUGAGGGACCAGGAUUCCAGAGUAGAGGGAACUAUAGAAACGUGAGCCUGAAAUUCUUCCUACAGUUGGGCAUG
Molecule: messenger RNA, 1390 nt
Organism: Choloepus didactylus (southern two-toed sloth)
Lineage: Eukaryota; Metazoa; Chordata; Mammalia; Pilosa; Megalonychidae
Product: U6 snRNA-associated Sm-like protein LSm6
Exons: 1
Coding region: 467-664 (65 amino acids)
Biological process (GO): mRNA splicing, via spliceosome; maturation of SSU-rRNA
Cellular component (GO): U6 snRNP; U4/U6 x U5 tri-snRNP complex; P-body
Molecular function (GO): RNA binding
Source: RefSeq, a predicted model, not a curated record